This is a messenger RNA of Heterobilharzia americana, 1423 nucleotides long. Lineage: Eukaryota; Metazoa; Platyhelminthes; Trematoda; Strigeidida; Schistosomatidae. The record is from the annotation of a GenBank genome assembly.
AAAACUCAUAAGCUUCUAAUCCUCCUAUCACAAGUCCACCAGAAGAACAAGGUCACCUUGAUAACAUAGCUUCAUCACGUGCAAAGUCUCAGACUGAACCAAUAGAAAUUGAAUAAGUCUGAGCCAAUGAUGUAAAAGAUUUAACUGAAUUUUGCAGUAUAUAAAUCGAUGAGACGAAACAUUUAGAUAAUAUUGGAUUAGUUGAGGCUUUAGUUAUUCAUUUCUGUAGUAGUUGUGAUUGUGAUUUUGGUUUUCGUUGAAUAUGUCGUCUGGCAAAAAUGACAAGGUGGUUAGCAUUCCUGUGAAUCGUGAGUCGCGAUCAUUCGAGAGGCAAAGACGUGACUUGUUGACGGGUUUGGAACAUGGAGGUAGCAGUGGUCGUGAGAACUCUAUUGCACCAUACCAUGACGACUGGCCGAGCACAGUGGACAACUGGAUCAACUCAGCGUGGAGAAGAUGGGAUGAAGACAUGCGUCGUAUGAGGCGAGGGAUGUUCGCUCUGUUGCCAGUGGACGACUUUGGCGUGUCAGCACUGCACGAUCCAUUUGCCCUGAUGCGUCAGAUGGAGCACCACAUCGAGGAUAUUCGAGACAGGAUGGGUUCAUUGGACGUGCCGUCGACUGGGUCAUUGACUGACUUCCUGAAGGACGCAUACGAGAUAGGUGAAGAUGGGAAGGUGCAUUUCAAGGUGAGAUUCGACGCGAAAGGCUUCGAUGCGGGCGAUAUCAAUGUGACAUCGAGUGACAACCGUGUGACUGUGCAUGCGAAGAAGGAGACGAAAAGUGAUGGUGGGAGAUGUUCUCGUGAGUUCUGUCGGAUGGUGCAGCUUCCUCAGAGCAUCGAGCAUAAUCAACUGAAAUGUCGUCUGACAGAUGAUGGUGUUUUGAUGCUGGAGGCGCCUGUAAAGGUUUCCGCGAACCAGUCACUGACGUUGAAUGAGUCCGGUCAGGUUGGUGUGCGACCGAAGCCGGAUAAUCAGAUACAAGCAGUACCUGGGUCUAAAGCCCUUGCGGUGAGAGGUGUUCAGGGUCCAACAGUUGUGGACGAUGGUUCGGGUGGUAAACGAUUGCAUGUGGAGGCUGCAGUGGAUCCUAUCUACAGGCCUGAAGAUUUGUGUGUGAACGUGGAUUCGAACCGUGUGGUAAUCAGUGGACGUCAUCAUAAGGAGGAGAAACAUGGUGGAUCUGGGAAGGCGAGUUCGUAUGCUGAGUUCAGUCAGUCAUAUGCAAUUCCGGAGACAGUGGACCCGUUAUCUGUUUGUGCUCAGGUAGUUGGGAACACAUUGGUGGUAGAGGCGCCGUUGGAGAAGCGAAUUGAAGUUAGCCGUUGAAGCGUAAUGAUAAUGAGGGAGGAUUGAGAUGAUGAUGAACAUCGAAUUUAUGUGGUGUUGUUUUUUUACUCAAUAAACUGUUGUUACUUCUCU